UCGGUCGGAGUCGGGAAAAACUUUUAUCAGUAGUAUUGUGAUCCAAAUAAUGCUUUUUAUUGACGCUUUUCUGGAUUUAAACCCUUAAAUAGGCCAUUACAAUAUUGAAUUCACAGUUAUUGCUAGAGAAAGAUGGCUACAAUAUCUCUAACUAUUCAAGAUAUCCUACCAUACGGCAACAAGUCGACUAAUAAGAAACUGAACCUGGAUACCGUGUUACCGUUUGUAAUAUUGCCACUUUUACUUCUAAUAGCUACUCUGUCUCAAACCAUCACUAUCGCGGUGAUGGUAGCUAUCAGCAUGGGCGUUUUGUACGUACUUUCACGGCCACGUCAAAAAAACAGAUCCCCAUUUUUCUUUUCAUGGACGCUGUCAUCAGGCAUAUACUUGUUCCUGGUAUUUGAACUUAGCAUUAUGAAGCUGCUUGAGAUAACACAGCUUGAAAAUUUCAUAUUCCUUGUGCUGUUAACUUGUACAUGCUAUUAUUUUUACAAAAUGAAGGCUGUUGCGGACUUUGAAUUAGCUACUGGUUCAUCGAAAGGUAAAGAAUACAGCCCUGUCCUGACUUCUGAUUCUCACUACUGCCAGGUCUGCCAAAUAGAAGUAAAUGAUAGAUUUUUUCACUCAAUAUGGUGGGACUGCUGUGUAGUUCGUCCAAAUUACAUUUAUUUUGUAAUAGGACAAAUAUUUGCAUUUGCCACAAUUUUAUUUGGCGUAAUCUUGGGACUUACGACAGUAUGCCAACCUUAUGUGCUUUUUGGCUCUGUACUAGUUCCACAAGAUUGUGAUGAUGUGUAUUUUGAGUUCAGCCUAGCACUUGGGUUUGUCGCAUGUAUCUAUGGUCUAGGCUACUUAUUGGUCAUAACUAUUGUCUUAAUCCAUCAACUAAUAGUAUACAUUCCAAAAUAUACAGAACCUCAAUGGAGGAGGCUUGUGAAUGUUCUCAAUGUUUGAAGGAAAGGCACUACCAGGUAUAUUAAGAAUUGAAUACACAAAUGCCUAUUCCACUCUGUACUUAUUAUUGUAUAGUUAAUUUAUAUUAGAUAUAUCUCUAUAAAAUGUUUCGUAUUGUUUUACUUACUUUAUUUGUUGGCUUAUAAACAUUCCAAUCUAUAGAAAUAAUGUCUUAAAAUCUAACAAACUGUUUUAUAAAGGGAUUUUAAACUUGAUCGAGAGAUUCUGCAUUAUUUUAACUUCAUGUUGCAUAGCUUUUAAUUUUUUUGUGGGCAUACAACUACAAUAUCAAAUAAAAAACAAAAUUUUACAAUAGUUAAUAAUUCUAUGUCUGUAAACUUGUAAGAUUUAGCUUGUAAGCUUGGUAAAUAAUAUCCAUACACAUUAAUACUUCUAGUCCUUACUUCUAUACAAAUUAAUUUAAAACAAUAUGUUUUGACAGAUCGUGGUUAAUGCGUCAAAUGAGGGUUUCCGUAAUUACCCUCACUAGUUGGCGCCACUGGCGAUAGGUCAUAGGAUCUUUCUCCUCAGAUGGCGAAAACUGGUGAGCACAAUAAAUUAAGGAAACCGUCAUUGAUCUAUUUGCUUAAUUAUCAUGUGUAUGUAUGGAAUGAGGGCUGUCGUAUUUCCGGUUACCAGUUGGCGCCACAAUAUAGUUCGGUGACUCGCUAGUGGCUAAGACAGUAGCGCCAAUCUGAAGGGCGCAAGUACAGCAUCCCUCACUAGCAUUAAACAAAAUCCGGUUAAAAUAAUGUUUUAUGUGACAGAGGAAAUUGCAUGAUUCUUUUUUUACACAGAGUAAAAAGCAUAUCGCGUUAUUUUUUUAAAGUUUAUUAUUGUUAUUUACGACAAUCUACGUAUCCGCGAAUAUAAUUAUUUCUGUCGGAAAUAAGAUGAUUUUUUAUUUUGUAACAUAUUACUUUACGUUAAGUUACAUAGUACACAUGUUUAACGUUGUCACCCUUUUAUUUACAAACGAAGUUACUUAUUUAUAUGUAUAAAAAGAAAUAUUAUAAUAUUAUGUAGAAUUAUCACUACCUUUAUUUUAUUCCUAUAUGUAUAACCAAUUACAACAAUUCGCCUAAUCUAAUAUUUAUAAUAUUGUAUUUACUAUUUCAAACUUUGUAAUAAAUAUUGAAUAAAUGAUAUCUCACAGAAAAUGUGUCAUAAA
This is a messenger RNA of Ostrinia nubilalis (European corn borer), 2125 nucleotides long. RefSeq names its product palmitoyltransferase ZDHHC23-A (gene GABPI). Bases 133 to 954 code for a protein of 273 amino acids. Lineage: Eukaryota; Metazoa; Arthropoda; Insecta; Lepidoptera; Crambidae. The transcript is spliced from 7 exons. The record is from RefSeq and is a predicted model, not a curated record. Gene Ontology annotation, molecular function: palmitoyltransferase activity.